AUGGGUUAUCCUAGAAUCGAGUCGGCUUCUAGACAGUGGAGAAAUCCUUAUGCAAAAUGGGAUGAUCCACAGGAACGUUGUAACUUGAACGAACCUCUUCAUGCUGAGGAAGAAAUGAUGGGUAUUUGGGCCCCUGAUGUUCAUCGAAUCUCUGUUAGUCAUGCUUUACUCAAUCUGGCCAUCGCAUUUAGUACAUUGGGUGGUAUCAUGACGGCUGCAGCCUACGUAGCACCCAAAUCACCUGUGGUUCCUCGUGAGUUUCCUUACAAUGGACUUACACAGGAAUUAGGAGGUGAAGGGCAGGGCGUUUGUUUUGAUUGA
Melampsora larici-populina 98AG31 is the source of this 321-nucleotide messenger RNA. RefSeq lists its product as uncharacterized. Bases 1 to 321 code for a protein of 106 amino acids. Gene Ontology annotation, cellular component: mitochondrion. NCBI's taxonomy places the organism in Eukaryota, Fungi, Basidiomycota, Pucciniomycetes, Pucciniales, Melampsoraceae. The record is from RefSeq and is a predicted model, not a curated record. The transcript is spliced from 4 exons.